Molecule: messenger RNA, 1062 nt
Organism: Closterium sp. Naga37s-1
Lineage: Eukaryota; Viridiplantae; Streptophyta; Zygnematophyceae; Desmidiales; Closteriaceae
Source: the annotation of a GenBank genome assembly
AUGCUCAGCCGGCCCGUCAGUCUCGCCGCCUGCGCAGCUCCCCUCACAUCCGCCAAUAACGGCUCCGCCAUUGCCGUCCGCUGCGCCGCUAAGGACGGAAAGGCGGCCGCAGAGCCCGAAAGCGCCUCCCACGGUCACACCGGGCCGCGCGUCGUCAACCGGCGGCUGAUCCUCGGCGGACUGGCGGCGGGCAUGGCGGCAGUCGUGGGCUGCCCCAUUUGUGACUCUAACGGGGGAUUAUCCUCUAUCGGGGCCGCAUUGGCCGCCGAUUCUAGCAAGGACGACGUUUCCGGGCCGAUGGAGUGGGGCGAGCUGUGCUCGCCGGGCGACGCGGCGCAGUCCGCAACCGCCGGUCCGCUGAACGCGGCCCUUGGCUUGUCCCCCCUUUACUCCGCCUCACUCCCCAUCUCUACCCCGCCCUCUCCUCUGUUCACCCCUUUUUCCUCUCUCCCGCCUCUCGUCCGCUUCUGCCGCCCGCAGGUGAACUUCUCGGGCGGCAGCAACACGUGCGCGGUAGGCGGGCGGCAGCUGCAGCUGCUACAGUACCACUUCCACGCGCCCAGCGAGCACUCCUUCAACGGCGUGUGCUGCCCCAUGGAGGCCCACCUCGUGCACCGCGAUGCUGACGGCAAGCUGGCAGUCAUUGGAGUGAUGAUAGAGGCGGACCCUCGGGCUUCGCGCAACCUGUGCCUGGAGGCGGCUCUGGCGUUCGCCCCGGGCGAGAAGAAUAAGCAGAUUGCCUCCCCCCAGGAGUGUUUGGAGGUGGCAGUAGUGGGCAGGGGGGGCGCCCGCUCCGCCCUGCAGCAGUGCCUGCGCGUGCAGACCAGCCCGCAGCCGCUGCUUCCGCCUGCUGAGAGAUCUGAUGCCUCACACGCGUACAUCCACUACCAGGGCUCCCUGGCCGACCCUGCCUGCUCAGAUGUGGUCGACUGGUUUGUGCUCGCGGCCCCGCUCAAGGUACCGGACAGCCAGGUGUUGGAGUUCCUGAGCUUCGUGGGCGACCGCCGCACCCUCGCCUUCAACUCUGACCUUGGCCCGCGCCGACUCGUGGGCCCCGCUUGA